AUGCCGCCACCACCAAACCCCACCACCGCCAUGCCACCACCAUCAAACCCCACUCCCCCUUCCUCACCGGCGGCGUUUCCCUCCCCUCCCCCACCUUACCCACUGCUGUCGCCACCACCAAACCCGCGUUUCCCUCCCCCUCACUUCCCCCACCUUCCUCAUUCCCCACUGCCGCCGCCACCAAACUCCACUUCGCCUUCCUCGCCGGCGUCGUUUCCCUUCCCCUCACUUCCCCCUACGUUACGGUCAAGGCAACUAGCAACAAUGGGCGCGCCUACUGAUGACUUAACCAAGAAGAUCGAGAGUCUGGUCAGUAAGGUCACUAAUCAAGAGAAAUACUUUGACACCUCAAUGGAAGAUAACCUCAAGGGGAAGGAGAAUCUGCUAGACAAAUUCUCCGCCAAUGAUAUUCCAAAGUUCAAGUCCACCGACAAUCCUAAAUACCACCUAAAGAACUUCAGAGCUACAAUGACCAUCAAGGGGGUCGAACUUGAGCUAUACCCUGUGAGUGCAGCUAUUGCAGAAGUAAAGGCUACAGAAGCACGAUAUCAGUACAAUUGA
Messenger RNA from Spinacia oleracea (spinach), 561 nucleotides. RefSeq names its product protein TRACHEARY ELEMENT DIFFERENTIATION-RELATED 7A-like. Lineage: Eukaryota; Viridiplantae; Streptophyta; Magnoliopsida; Caryophyllales; Amaranthaceae. Bases 1 to 561 code for a protein of 186 amino acids. The transcript is spliced from 3 exons. The record is from RefSeq and is a predicted model, not a curated record.